This is a messenger RNA of Delphinapterus leucas (beluga whale), 575 nucleotides long. It is a transcript of the gene DMAC1, whose product is annotated as distal membrane arm assembly component 1. The record is from RefSeq and is a predicted model, not a curated record. Lineage: Eukaryota; Metazoa; Chordata; Mammalia; Artiodactyla; Monodontidae.
CUGAGACCGAGGUCCUAAUCAUGGGUUCUUUCGUUUCCCAGCCACUUGAGCCAGUCAAGGACGUUGCGCCUCCUGAUGUCGCCUCCUCCGCCGCGCCUCCUGAGGUCGCCUCCUCCGCCAACCCCGUGCCCGUCAUUGCACCCGGAGGGCCGGCCCCUCCAGCGGAAGCCCCUCUGUUUAAUAACUGCUGGAGCUGUCGCGUGCUCUCCGGGUCCGGGCUGAUAGGGGCGGGCGGGUACGUGUACUGGGUGGCACGGAAGCCCAUGAAGCUGGGAUACCCCCCGGGUCCAGGCACGAUUGCGCAGAUGGUCUUCGGCAUCAGCAUUGCUUGCUGGGGUGUAGUCAUCCUGUCAGACCCCAAAGGGAAGGGCUUCCGCACUGGUUGAAGUACCACCAUUGAAUGUGUCAUCUCUCGGCGUCCCCAUGACACACAGAACAAGCAUGGGGCGUAUGGAUGUUCUGGACAGACGCAUGGACAUUGGCAGACUUCAGUCCUGCAGAUACUAUAAGACUGAAGAGACAAACAUAGGUUGUCAUUCAUUGGCCGUGAGUGUUUCUGGCCUUCGCAGGUUCCA